AUGGCUGAAGUCAGGACUAAAUAUAAUUCCGGAGUAAGUCCUCCGAUCGGAUCUCCGGGGAGGACAGUUGUGACUGAUAUGAGUAAUGCAACCGAUACGAAAAAUACCCUACUACGAAAACCAAUAAAGAUAGGAAUAUGGAAUGUUCAGAGCAUGUUCACUCGAGGGAAAAUACACAAUGUCUACGCUCCAACAGUGGAUAGUGACGACGAGGAGGUGAAAUCGUUCUACAAAGAGAUUGAUGACGUCAUGAAAUUAACUAAAAACAAAGACGUCACUUUGCUCCUGGGCGACAUGAAUGUAAAGAUUGGACAAGGUUCCUGUGGAAAAUUGAUUGGGCGGUAUGGACUGGGCGAACGUAAUGAGCGAGGAGAUCGCCUUCUACAAUAUUGCCAAGAAAACUCCAUGAUAAUAACUAAUACGUUCUUCAAACUACCAAAACGUCGCUUAUACACAUGGAAAUCGCCACGAGACAAUGAGAACCGCAUAGUCCGAAACCAAAUUGAUUAUAUUAUCCUCAAUCAGAGAUAUAGGAAUGCAAUGAAAAGUGUCAAAACAUACCCAGGAGCAGAUGUAGGCUCGGACCACAACCUUCUGGUGACGGAGAUUAUGGUGAAGCUCAAGAAGCUGAAAGUUUUGUCGAACCAAAGAUCUAUUGAUACCAGCCUACUAAGAAGUAAUAACGCGAAAGUGAAGGUGUACCAAGGUAUAAAUGAAAACCUAAGUAAAUUGAUAAAUUGCUGUUCGGCAACACAGAGCCAACCUGAAGACAUGUGGCAAAGUUUAAAAUCGGCUAUUAUAGAACCCUGCAAGAAAUAUCUGAAACCUGAGAAAAGAACAAUGCGCAAUGAUUGGAUGACUGAUGAAAUUUUGAUGCUUAUGGGAGAAAGAAGGAACCUGAAAAAUACAGAGGAAUAUAAAAGAAUACAGAAAGUCAUCAAAUAUAAAUGUCGUCAAGCUAGGGAGGAGUGGAUAACAGAGGAAUGUACUGAAAUAGAAAAUCUGCAAAGACUUCACGACUCACACAAUGGAGACAUUGUGUUGGAUAUUAAAGAUCAAUUGACUCUAUGGGAACAAUACAUCGAAACCCUUUUCAACCACCAAAGAGAAGAAAUCACUACCAGCACUAACAAUGAAAUGGGGCCAUCUAUUUUAAAGAAAGAAGUGCAAGCGGCAAUAAAAGCAGCCAAAGAUGGGAAAGUGCCUGGCCCUGAAGAUUUACCUGCAGAUGCGCUCAAGUUGAUUGAGAUGAACAACACUUAG
Molecule: messenger RNA, 1263 nt
Organism: Sitophilus oryzae (rice weevil)
Lineage: Eukaryota; Metazoa; Arthropoda; Insecta; Coleoptera; Curculionidae
Exons: 3
Coding region: 1-1263 (420 amino acids)
Biological process (GO): chromatin remodeling
Cellular component (GO): nucleus
Molecular function (GO): catalytic activity
Source: RefSeq, a predicted model, not a curated record